Messenger RNA from Magnusiomyces paraingens, 711 nucleotides. RefSeq lists its product as uncharacterized. NCBI's taxonomy places the organism in Eukaryota, Fungi, Ascomycota, Dipodascomycetes, Dipodascales, Dipodascaceae. The transcript is spliced from 2 exons. Gene Ontology annotation, molecular function: RNA binding. The coding region runs from base 1 to 711 and encodes 236 amino acids. Gene Ontology annotation, biological process: TRAMP-dependent tRNA surveillance pathway; exonucleolytic trimming to generate mature 3'-end of 5.8S rRNA from tricistronic rRNA transcript (SSU-rRNA, 5.8S rRNA, LSU-rRNA); CUT catabolic process. The record is from RefSeq and is a predicted model, not a curated record. Gene Ontology annotation, cellular component: cytoplasmic exosome (RNase complex); nuclear exosome (RNase complex).
AUGACAUCUAAACAAAUAAUAUUUCCCGGUGACUCAGAUACUCUUGAGCAUGCUAUUGAAAAAAUUUCUUCCCCGGUAAAACUCGGUCCUAAUAUUUUUCAAAAUCCUGUUACUGCUCCAGUGCCUAUAAAAGCGGGCUAUCUUUCCACAAAAAAGAUCAAAAAUGGUGCUAUUAUUUAUGUGGAAAGCUCUAACAAACGAUAUACGCCUGUUUUGGGUGACAAUGUUAUAGGAAUCGUUUCAUUGCGACAUUCAGAAGGAUUUCGCGUAGUGUUACAAGAAUACAGUCCACCAGUCCAACUAGGGCAGUUUGCUUUUCAUAAUGCCACUAAAAAAAAUAAAGUGAAUCUUUCACCAGGGGCUGUCGUUUAUGGAAGAAUCUGUGCCGCUGACUUAAAUAUCGAGACGGAAAUGGAAUGUGUCAAUUCGACUACUGGACAAUCUGAUGGCUACGGGGAGCUUAAAGGUGGACAUAUUAUUGACGUUCCUUUAGGUUAUGCUCGGAUGCUUUAUUACGAAGGUGGGCCUGUGCUGAAAGCCAUUGGUGAACAUGUGAGCUUUGAAACCGCUGUUGGAUUAAACGGCAAAGUCUGGGUGGUUUCAGAUGAUGUACUCACAACUUGGAAAGUAGCUAGGUGUAUUGAAAAUGGCCAGUAUUGGAGUAAAGAUGAAGUUGAAAAUAAUGUGGCAUCUAUUUUUGCUUCUACAUGA